AUGCGCGGGGUGGGGUGUGGGGGGGUCACACACAAGGCGCGGAGCGGCGCGGAGCCACCCACCCCCUUACCGCCGGCGAGCUGCUCCUCCGCGCCGGGCGAGGGGCCUGCCGAGCCUGCGCACAGCGGCGGCGGCUCUGCCCAGCUCCCGCCGAGGACAAUGGGUGGCCUCUGGUCCCUCCGGAUGUGUCCCUGCCCUACCCCGAGUCCCCGAGCCCUGCUCACCCCCCUCCAUCGUCCCGCCCCUCGCUCGGCUCCUCAUCCCCAACCUCCCCCGCCGCGUCCUUUGUCCCCUCCCCGCGUCCCGGCCCGCCCCUCGCCCCCCGCCCGGCCGGGGAGCCGGCGCUCAGCCCCCCCCAGCGGGAGGCGGCGGGCGGCCGAGGCUGCCGCUCCACUCGCCAUGGACCUUCUGGCUGGAGGAGAUUUCUGGAGUGUCUACAACAACCUUCCUCCUGUGACAAAUUUGCCUCCAAUAUGCAGUUACCAUUUAAUGCAAGGUGAAGGACAGACCCUUUGGUAUGGAGAGGAAAGCAAUGCCAAAGGAGGUAUAUGGACAAUGAAGGUCCCUAAAGAAAGUACAGCUGCAGUUUGGGAAGAGCUACUGUUAGCAACUACUGGACAGCAGUUCACAGGCUGGUGUGCAGCAGGUAAUUUAAAAAUGAUUGAGGCAAUCAUGACAGAUUGAGCUUGAACACAGAACAUGGAAACCCGAACACAGAAACAUG
Molecule: messenger RNA, 724 nt
Organism: Pezoporus flaviventris
Lineage: Eukaryota; Metazoa; Chordata; Aves; Psittaciformes; Psittacidae
Gene: EIF4E3
Product: eukaryotic translation initiation factor 4E family member 3
Exons: 5
Coding region: 1-684 (227 amino acids)
Biological process (GO): translational initiation
Cellular component (GO): eukaryotic translation initiation factor 4F complex
Molecular function (GO): RNA 7-methylguanosine cap binding; translation initiation factor activity
Source: RefSeq, a predicted model, not a curated record